UCUGAACUCGGAACUCUUGUUACACUGAAUGUUUCCGGAGGGAAGCUUUAGCUAGCGUACAGGAAGUGGCUAGUGACAUUCUCAUGCUUGUGCAGAGGACAAGGCUUGAGUGCUGUCACUGGAGGGUUGUGCUGUACCUGUGUAUCGGGUGAUCAUGGCAGCAGUGCUGGGUCGGAGGUUGGUGUGUGUGGCCCGGGGCUCCUCUGUGACUGACAGCCAUAUGUCCGCUGUGGUGUUUGUACGAUGCAAACAGACAGCCACAUGGUGGGAUGAACACCUCUCGGAGGAAAACAAAGACUAUCUAAAACGUGCAGCAGGACAGGAAUAUAAUGCCAUGACUGCUAGCAAACUGAACCCCCUCAAAGAUGAACCUUGGCCUAUUAAACCAUGGGAGCCCGGCUCAAGCCGGGUUGGUGUAAUAGCAGUUAAGCUUGGAAUGGUACCUCUGUGGACCAAAUCUGGUCAAAAACAUGCCGUUACCAUGUUGCAGGUUCGAGACUGCCAUGUGAUAAGGUAUACGCCAAAAGAAGAGGCUGGUGGUAGUGGUAGAUAUGCCAAACUUACAGUUGGAGGAAAAAACGUAUCCCCAUUCUAUAAACCAGAAAGUUUUAUGGAGAUCUACAGGGAAGCUGCGGUACCACCAAAGCAGAAAAUCAGUGAAUUCAGGGUUUCGGACAAUGCCAUACUAAAGCCAGGUACUCCCCUUUAUGCGGCACAUUUCCGUCCUGGUCAGUGCGUGGAUGUCACUGCCAAAACGAUUGGUAAAGGAUUUCAAGGAGUAAUGAAAAGAUGGGGAUAUAGUGGACAACCAGCAUCGCAUGGACAAACCAAAACGCAUCGUAGACCUGGUGCUAUUGCUGCUGGAGAUCCAGCGCGAGUGUUUCCAGGAACAAAAUUGCCCGGACCUUUGGGGAACUUCUUCAGGACAGCUUAUGCUCUUAAGGUGUGGAGAAUAAAUACAAAACAAAACAUCAUUUAUGUGAAAGGCUCUGUUCCUGGGCACAGCAACUGUUUAGUUAAGGUCACUGACACAAAACUCCAUGUCAAACAAAAAGGCUUUGAAAACCUUCCAUUUCCUACUUUUUUCGCUGAUGGAGAUGAAGAGUUGCCAGAAGACCUUUAUGAUGAAGACGUGUUCCAGUUCAAUGAACCCUCUGUUGAAUAUUCUUAGCAUUUCUGACAUCUCCAUUCCUAUAGGUGUUGUCUUCAAUCGCAGUGCUUACUAAAUGAGGUGCCCAGGUUACAGAAGGGAUUCCCUACCAUUGCCACCAGUCUUAUGCUGGAAGACACAAGAGCAUAAACACGUUUUCAUAUUGAACGCAACUAAGUUGAUUUCUGUACCUACAAUUUGCUUUAUAUUGUUAUGGAUCUUGUGGAUCCACAGGGCUUUUCUAAACUACUUGUGUCAUGACUUAACAUUAUCAGGCAUGUCAUGUUUUUUUUGAAAAAUAAAGACCGUUUAACCAUU
This is a messenger RNA of Rana temporaria (common frog), 1468 nucleotides long. It is a transcript of the gene MRPL3, whose product is annotated as mitochondrial ribosomal protein L3. Gene Ontology annotation, cellular component: ribosome; mitochondrial large ribosomal subunit. The record is from RefSeq and is a predicted model, not a curated record. Gene Ontology annotation, biological process: translation. NCBI's taxonomy places the organism in Eukaryota, Metazoa, Chordata, Amphibia, Anura, Ranidae. The transcript has 10 exons. Gene Ontology annotation, molecular function: structural constituent of ribosome. Bases 155 to 1171 code for a protein of 338 amino acids.